This is a messenger RNA of Fusarium verticillioides 7600, 1866 nucleotides long. RefSeq lists its product as hypothetical. The record is from RefSeq and is a predicted model, not a curated record. Gene Ontology annotation, biological process: vesicle-mediated transport. The transcript is spliced from 2 exons. Bases 979 to 1485 code for a protein of 168 amino acids. Lineage: Eukaryota; Fungi; Ascomycota; Sordariomycetes; Hypocreales; Nectriaceae. Gene Ontology annotation, cellular component: intracellular membrane-bounded organelle.
CGUUCUAGAAUGUGGUUUAUGUAGCAGCAGAUCAUUCAUCAACGAAAUGUUGGAGUACAGUAUGUAGUCAAGGGUGGAAACACGUCAUUCAUUGGCUUCGCCACAUCAGAGAGGAAUUGGGAUUUGGCCGCGAAGACUUUUGAGGCUUAGCAGUCUUGGACAGGUGAUGAUCUCGGUCCAGAGCUGCCGGUGAAGUACAGGCCUUUCUGAUACUGUCUGCUAACCAAGGGGACCGGUCAUGGAUUGAUACGCGAAAUACGCUGCGUGUUGAUGACGGCCUUGACUCACUCCUCAAACCUGUAUUGAAUAUCACCCAUGAACGUAGCAUGGAUGGAUGGUAUGAUUGUAUAGCGGGAAUCACGGCAGAUACAUACUUGUAUGAAGGUUACCAUGAUGUAAGCGCCAAGAUCCUAACUGCUACUGUAUCUUUACGCACAGCCACUGUUGACCACACAGCGCAAUAGUAGCAUUAAACCUCGUUUGACAGCCAAGAGCACACCAUGUUGGCCAAGACGAGACAAAAGUGGAAACACUCGACCGCGUUUUGUUAGAGUUUCGCAGGCAACUUUAGGCUCUAGGCCAAGCUUGGGUGGAUAUCAUGAUUCUUCUUUCUCUUGGCUUCGUCGUUUGAGUUGGACUAUGCAUAAAGGGCCCUCCUCCCACUCUUUUGUCUCCCCUUCUCUCAUUUGCCUGGAGCUUGUAAUAGCAAAUAAACCUAUUGUUAACCUGCUUUUCCUUACACCCUUUGACAGCCCGGUCUAAGCGUCAAUCACAUACUGUAACAGUUCUUUUUUACACAACCUAUCAGAUAAAGACGUCACCUCCCUGAGAACACAAUCACACACAUUCUACGUCAUAGCCGAGCGACUCAGCGCCGCAAACAACACGUCAAAAACAGAGUUUGCCAAUUGAACGUUCUUCAACUCUACUCCAUCAUCGUCGCGUAUCGUAUAAAGAUUGCGCAUCUCCAUAAUCACAAUGGUACCCACUGAAGAUAUUUUUGCGCGCGACUACUACAGAUGCCGUUAUGGCCAGACUUGGAAUGGACGAGCAUGUGUUCGUAACAACUGGUCCUACUGGGGGCGCUGGGUGUUAGCGGGCAUCAUCAUCUUUUUCUUCGUCCUCCUCCUCUCCUGCUGCUUAUUCUCUCGCCGUCGCAAACGCCGUGGCGUUAAGCCCGUGUACGGCACUGGGUGGAUGGCGGCCAAGCCUUGGGGAAACAACAACAACAACCACCAGAUGUACAACUACGGCAAUCAAGGCGGUUAUAACCAGGGCUACCAGCAGAACAACGGCGGUUACGGAGCUCCACCUCCACCUCCAGCCUACGGCCAGCAACAGCAGCCUCAGUACACUGGUACGACAUUCAACACCAACGACGGGUACUACGGUCAGGGCCAGUAUUCCGGCGUUCAGCAACCCCAGGGUACAUACCAGCGUGAAGGUGCUUACUCCCCACCUGCGGGUCCUCCUCCUGGAAAGUAAGGCACGGCGAUGAGUGCGUUCGGAAUGGGAGCGGGUUUCGCUAUGGAAAGGAUACCACCGAUUAAGGCGUUUGGGUGCUCGCUUUAUAUUGAAUGGACUUACGUCAAGACGUGCUGGGCGAUGAGAGGCAUUGCCCUCGCGAGCAUGGCCUGGGUGGAAUCACGAGAAUUAUUUUUUUCCCCUAAUUGAUUCUAGUGUUCUCUUUAGCACUUAUUAUCAAAACAGUUAGAUAUUUGUAUUUGGGACGCGCUGCUGACAACAUUUCAACGGAUCUGUCGUGACUUUAAAGGCUUGAUAUUAAUGAACAAACUAAACUGAAGAGCAACAGCCGCAUCCUGUUAGGUGACUUUGACGUAUGCAUACAUAGACCCAGUAACUCGA